UAUCACAAUAAUGGAAGCCACUACCAAGUCUCUCUUCAAUGAAUGCUCAAACUUUACUCUCUUAUCAAACCAUCUCUUUGCAACAUUCUCAAGUUUCCUAUGGCUCUCUACCAUAACACUAGUAACAUGUAUUGAAUCCUUCUUGCUUCAGAAAAACUAUGAACCAGUGUUCCAUUUUCUCUUCCCAUGUUUUGUCCUACUUUCUUUCCUUCUAAAACACUUGUUCUCAAAACCCUCUCCUGUUUACCUCAUUGAUUUCUCAUGUCUUAAACCACCAAAUCAUUGUAGGGUACCUUUCUCAACAUUCCUUGAAAAUGCUUCUUUGUUUGAAUGUUUCGACAACGAAAGUAUUUCCUUCAUGGAAAAAGUCCUUCAUUCUUCUGGCCUUAGUGAAGAAACUUUUCUCCCUCCAUCACUUCUUUACAUUCCACCAAAAACCGAACAUUCAGAAUCUAUCAAAGAACUUCACAUGGUUCUUUUCCCUGUCAUGGAUGAUCUUCUUGCAAAAACAAAACUUUCACCAUUUGAUAUAGACAUACUUAUCUUAAACUGUAGCAGUUUUUGUCCUUCACCUUCUUUAACAUCUUUCAUUGUUAACAAAUAUGCUAUGAGAAGUGACAUUAAAAGCUAUAAUGUCUCUGGUAUGGGGUGCAGUGCUAGUGCUCUUUCCAUUGACAUGGCUCACAAUCUUCUAAGAGUUCACAAAAACUCUACUGCUAUUGUUUUAAGCACAGAGAUUUUGUCCGGUGGAUUGUAUUCAGGUAAAGAAAAAUCAAAGUUGUUUCUUAACUGUCUCUUUAGAAUGGGAAGUGCAGCUAUUCUUCUCUCAAACAAAAAAGAAGCGCGUAAAAACGCAAAAUAUUUGGUACUUCGGACAGUUAGAACACAUAGAGGUUUCGAUGAUAAAGCUUAUUUUUCUUUGAUACGAGAAGAAGAUUCAAACGGAAAACUUGGUGUGACAGUGAAGAAGGAUAUAUUACCUCAAGUAGCUAGGGAAACACUUGGUUCAAACAUUUCAAUCUUGGGUUCUGAAAUGUUACCAAUUUCUGAGAAAUUUUUGUAUGGUGUUUCUCUGAUAAACAAGAGGUUUAACUUAAUGAAAUCCGAGGGUGUUUAUGUGCCGAAUUUCAAGACUGUGAUACAACAUUUUUGCUUACCGUGUACAUGGAAAUCGGUGAUAAGAGAAGUAGGAAAAGGGUUGAAGCUUGGUGAUAGAGAGAUUGAAGCUGCUCUGAUGACAUUGCAUAGAUUUGGAAAUCAAUCUUCUUCAUCAUUGUGGUAUGAACUUGCUUACUUGGAAGCCAAGGAAAAAGUGCAGAAAGGAGAUAACAUUUGGCAACUUGGAUUUGGGAUUGGUUUGAAGAGUUGUAGUGUUGUUUUGAAGUGUAUUAGGCCAAUAGUUGGUGAGUCUCAUAAUGGACCAUGGUGCGAUUGCAUUCAUCAAUACCCAAUUUUAGAUAACUAGUAUAUGAGUUAAUAGUUCUAUAGUUGUUAUGCUAUUCAUAACUUUUAGGUAUUUCCACUCAUAUUGAUGGAGUAUUUAUAUACUCCCCCCUCCAUUAUUAGAUAUGUUUGUCUAGUUAAAAUAUUGUGUUAUCUCAU
Messenger RNA from Vicia villosa (hairy vetch), 1602 nucleotides. RefSeq names its product 3-ketoacyl-CoA synthase 5-like. Gene Ontology annotation, biological process: fatty acid biosynthetic process. Gene Ontology annotation, cellular component: membrane. The coding region runs from base 11 to 1465 and encodes 484 amino acids. NCBI's taxonomy places the organism in Eukaryota, Viridiplantae, Streptophyta, Magnoliopsida, Fabales, Fabaceae. The record is from RefSeq and is a predicted model, not a curated record. Gene Ontology annotation, molecular function: acyltransferase activity, transferring groups other than amino-acyl groups. The transcript has a single exon.